Phytomonas sp. EM1 is the source of this 1308-nucleotide messenger RNA. The record is from the annotation of a GenBank genome assembly. NCBI's taxonomy places the organism in Eukaryota, Euglenozoa, Kinetoplastea, Trypanosomatida, Trypanosomatidae.
AUGCCACGCGGCACGGCAUCUUCAUUUGCUUCUCUUUUUAAACAGCAACGGCUUCCUGCGAUACAGCCCCUGACGCAUCCUUUUCAUGUUACGAUAUGGCUUCUGGCCGCUGCCUUGCUAUUCAUCCCACUGGGAGUGAUCGUUGUGCUCUCGGGCAAGCUGGCUAAGGAACUCACUUUUCGCUAUGACGACAUAAAUAGGUGCACCACACAGUCGAACCAAGGUGCGUUCACCUACACUGGAAACGGUCAGGAGCUCAAAACCGGCUGCAUCACGCACGUCUCAUUCCGUCUCAACACGACACUCAAGGCACCCAUAUACCUAUACUACGGUCUAACAGGGUUUUAUCAGAACCACCGAAAGCUGUCGGAUUCGAAAAGUCAAGAACAAUUACAGGGUGCACCUGUAUCGCGGCGAGAUCUUAAGAGGUUAGCGCCGCUGAUGUACCCUGGGGAGCUUUCAGGGGAUGAACACACUCCUAUUGAGGUGAAUGGACGAACCUAUCAUUAUCGCGAUUUUGUUUACUCUCCGGGAGGGCUAUUGCCGUGGUCGAUGUUUAACGAUACCUUUACGCUUUACCGAGUCGAAUCGAGCAGUUCAUCAGUAGACGAGGAUGGGAUUCCUAGGGAGCCUGUUCGAUUUCUCAUUUGCAAUGAUAGUGCAUUUUCUAAGUUCACGAAUGAACCGCUAGAGGUGCAAACUAAGAGUUCGUCUGUAGUAGUCAAAACAACAGGUGGAAAAGGGUGCCGCAAAAAAGGGAUUACAUGGAAAACAGAUGUGAAUCAUUGUUUCAAGCCUAUCUUUUUUCCGAGCGGAAAAGGUGAUCACGACGAUUCUCUGAUCUGGAGUGCGCCGCGCUAUUUGUAUCGUACGGAAGACCAACCGUUCGUGAAGGAUCAAUCACUUUAUAAUGUUACUUCUAAUGAUACGUUUUUCAAUGAGGGUUGGUAUGCUGGGGAGCUCGGCCAUGCCAUUCCCGUUAGCACCGAUGAGGAUCUUAUGGUGUGGCUUCGUUUAGCACCUUCACCUAAAUUUCGUAAGCUGCGUCGUAUUAUUGAAGAGGAUAUGGAGCCUGGUCAAUAUCUCAUGGAAAUAGGUGAACACUACGAUUCGGUUAGUUUUGGUGGGGAAAAGAGCUUUACAUUCGCGACGGUAUCUUACUUGGGCGGGCGGAAUAUUUUUUUAGCCAAAUUGUGCCUAACGAUUGGGAUUGCCUCACUUUUGAUUAUAUUUGUCUUUUUAUUACUGCGUCGAAACUACGAAAUCCAAGUUCAACAAGAGCUUGCGUAUCUUCACCAAAUAAACUGA